GAACUGAUUCGAGGCGAUGCCUAGGUGCGGACCAACGACCAAUGUCUUCUCCGUAAUCCCUAUUAAACACCAAUUCAAGUAGUCAAGGAGGAGAAGGGGAACUUUACAAGAAACCAGAAUUUCAUUAAUUACCGAUUUCUCACCCCUCUCCCUCAAUUCCAGAUCAUCACUCCGUCUCCGGGAGACAACACAGCCACCGGAGUUUUAGCGAAGUGGUUUUCAGAUUCUAUAAAGCAACAUAUAUUGCUCUUUCUUUCUUUCUUUCUGGUUAAUUUUUUGUUUAGAAUGGGGAAUGCUUUCGUCAAGAAACCCAAGAUCACAGAGGUUGAUAAGGCAAUCCUUUCUCUCAAAACCCAACGGCGCAAGCUUGCCCAAUAUCAGCAGCAGCUGGAGAAGGUAAUUGAGGCUGAAAAGCAAGCUGCCAAGGACUUACUGCGCGAUAAGAAGAAGGAUAGGGCCCUGUUGGCAUUGAAAAAGAAGAAAGCACAGGAAGAAUUAUUGAAGCAAGUUGAUUCUUGGAUGAUAAAUGUUGAGCAGCAAUUGGCAGAUAUUGAAUUAUCUAGCAAGCAGAAGGCUGUAUUUGAGAGUCUGAAAACAGGGAAUAAUGCAAUCAAAGCAAUACAAAGUGAGGUUAAUCUGGAUGAUGUCCAAAAACUAAUGGAUGAUACUGCUGAGGCUAAAGCUUAUCAAGAUGAGAUCAAUGCAAUUUUGGGGGAGAAGCUAUCGGCUGAAGAUGAAGAGGAAAUUCUAGCAGAGUUUGAGAAUCUAGAAUCUCAGUUAAUCGAUCAAGACCUGCCAAAUGUUCCUGCUUCAUUACCAUCUGGUGAGAAAGAAGAGAAACUGGAUCUUCCUGAUGUACCAACCAAAGCACCAGUCAUUUCUGACGCUAUCUCGGAUGAUGAUGCUUCAACUGGGGUUUCCACGAAGAAGAAAGUUAUGGAGGAACCAUUGCCUGCUUGAGGUGGAUCAAUCUGUGGCAUUAAUGAGCAUGCAAUGCCAGAAUUUUACGCGUCACGAAAGCCUCCUUGAAGCAACUACUCUUGCUAAAUGCAUAUUCAGUUGUGUUCCUUCUGUAUAAUUUCAAUACAAACAGAUUCCUGGGACUUGGAGAGAUUCUAGACCUACCUAUUUGUGACAAUUCAAUGUUCACUGUCAGAAUUGUACAGCAGAAUUUCACUCUUUGCCUGCAUCCACAACUAGUAGAAAACUAGAAAAUGUAUACAUGUGUGCAAAUUCUUUGAACUCAUUCUCUUUUAUACACUAUAUCAUAAGAGUUUUUCAUGAUGCCAUAUUUUAAAAAAGAAAA
Ipomoea triloba (trilobed morning glory) is the source of this 1306-nucleotide messenger RNA. Its product is annotated as vacuolar protein sorting-associated protein 20 homolog 2. Gene Ontology annotation, cellular component: ESCRT III complex; multivesicular body. The transcript has 6 exons. Lineage: Eukaryota; Viridiplantae; Streptophyta; Magnoliopsida; Solanales; Convolvulaceae. The record is from RefSeq and is a predicted model, not a curated record. Gene Ontology annotation, biological process: late endosome to vacuole transport via multivesicular body sorting pathway; vesicle budding from membrane. Bases 286 to 960 code for a protein of 224 amino acids.